AUGGCGGAGGAGGCGAGCCUGCUGGCCUGGCUGUUCCGGGGGGCGCCGGCGCCGUCGGGGGACGCGGAGCUGCCGGCCUACCUGGCGGAGCUGUCGGGGCUGGGCCUGGAGGCGCUGCGGAGGGAGCCCGGGCGGCUGGCGGAGGAGCGGGCGCAGCUCGGGGCGCAGACGCGGGCCUUGGCCUUCGCGCACUACAAGACCUUCAUCCGCUCCGCAGAGUGCACCGCCGGGACCCGCCGAGGCUUCGCCGGCAUCGAGGAGGGCCUCGACCGGCUCCGCGGACGCCUCGCGCCCUUCGCAGAGACCUGCCGCACCUUCUCCCGCGAAGCCGAGCACAUCGCCCAGAGCCGCCACAUGAACAGCCUCACCCUCAACCGCCACACCGAGAUCCUGGAGGUGCUGGAGAUCCCGCAGCUGAUGGACACCUGCGUGCGGAACAGCUACCACGAGGAGGCCCUGGGGCUGGUGGCCUACGUCCGCCGUCUGGAGAAGAAGCAUGCUGACAUCCCUGUCAUCCAGGGCAUAGUGGCAGAGGUGCGCCAGUCAACACAGCUCAUGCUGACCCAGCUGAUCCAGCAGCUGCGCACUAACAUCCAGCUGCCAGCCUGCUUGCGGCUCAUUGGUUACUUGCGCUGCAUGGAUGUUUUCACAGAGGCUGAGUUGCGCAUCACCUUCCUGCAGUCCCGGGACAUCUGGCUGCGCUCCAUCCUCGCUGCGAUCCCCGACGACAGCCCCUAUGUGCACAUCACCAAGACCAUUGAGGCAUGCCGCGUCCACCUCUUCGACAUCAUCACGCAGUACCGGGCCAUUUUUGCCGACGAGGAGCCCCUCGUGCCUCCCUCUGGGCAGGAGGCCCUCAACGAAAGCGCCAUCUUCCACGGGUGGGUUUUGCAGAAGGUCUCUCAGUUCCUGCAGGUCCUCGAGCAGGACUUGCAGCGUGGAGUGGGUGGUCGGCUGGAUUCCCUCCUGGGCCAGUGCAUGUACUUUGGCCUUUCCUUCAGUCGUGUGGGGGCAGACUUCCGGGGUCAGCUGGCCCCCAUUUUCCAGCAAGCGGCACUGCAGACCUUUCAGAAAGCUGUGCAGGAGGCUGUGAACAAAUUCCAGGAAGAAAUGAACUCCUACACACUGAUCUCUGCGCCUGCCGCCUUGGGCAGCACAAUCCCUGUGGCAAUGCCAACUGCCCAGCCAGCUACGCUGCAACCCCCCAUGGUGCUUCUGGACUUCCCCCCCCUCGCCUGCUUCCUCAACAACAUCCUUGUGGCCUUCAACGACCUGCGUCUCUGCUGCCCAGUGGCUCUGGCUCAAGAGGUGGCAGCAGCCAUGGAGGAUGCACUACGCCAGGCAACCAAAAUCAUCCUGGCUUUCCACCGGGCAGAGGAGAUGGCUUUCAGCAGUCGAGAGCAGGAAUUGUUUGCUCAGCUCUGCAUGACUUUUCUAGAAGAUUUGGUGCCCUAUCUCAACCGGUGCCUCCAGCUGCUCUUUCCACCAGCCCAGAUUGCACAGACCCUGGGUGUUCCCCCUACUCAGUUGCAGAAAUAUGGGAACUUUGGCUGUGUGAAUGAGCACAUCAUUCAGGAGCUCCUGGCCCCAAUCUUGCCUGACAAAGAGACAGUCUGCCUCCUAGACAAGGAGAAAGGGCUGCCUCAAGAAAGCCCGGCGUCUCCACUGGUCUUAGAGCUUCCUGCAUUGGCACAGGAAGCCUCACACAGCUCCCCAGUUCCUGUUUCAGAAACAGAAGACAGCGGCCAAGACUCUCGGGAUGACGAGGAAGUCACAAUCCCUCCUGCCCCGGAAUACGGGGGCAUGGCGGGGCCGGGGCGGGCGCUGCUGCUGGGGGGCGCCGUGGCGGCCUCGUGGCGGUGCCGUCGGGGGGCGUCGCGGUGCUCGGCGCAGCCGGAGAAGCAGCGGAGCUACUGGCAGUACUUGCGGCGGCUGGUGGUGCCGGGGCCGGCGGCGGGGGCGGCGCAGCGGCGGGUGUGCCAGGUGGGCGACCCGGUGCUGCGCGGGGUGGCGGCGCCGGUGGCGUCGGGGCGGGUGCGCAGCGCGGAGGUGCAGGCGCUGAUCGCGGCGCUGGUGCGGCGGCUGCGGCGCGAGGGCUGCGUGGGGCUGAGCGCGCCGCAGCUGGGCGUGCCGCUGCAGGUCUUCGUGGCCGAGCUGCCCGAGCGCCUCUGGCUGCAGACCCCGGCCGCCGAGCGCCAGCGCCGCCUCAUGCAGCCCUUCCCGCUGCGCGUCUUCGUCAACCCGGCCCUCCGCGUCCUCGACGCCCGCCUGCUCGCCUUCCCCGAGGGCUGCUGCAGCCUCCGCGGCUUCUCCGCCUACGUGCCCCGCUACCGGGCCGUCCACGUCGCAGGCCUGAAUGAAGCCGGCGAGGAGACAGCCUGGGAGGCGACUGGCUGGGCCGCCCGCAUCGUGCAACACGAGAUGGACCACCUGCAGGGCAUCCUGUACAUCGACAAGAUGGACAGCAGGAGUUUCACCAACGUGCACUGGGAGGAGCUGAAGGAGUGACGGGCAGGCAGGGAGGGGGGUGCUUUGCCUCCAGCUGCUGCAAGAGGGUGAGCCCACCAAGCCCUGAAACCUUUGCACAGGGCCUCAGCAAAGUGGCAGUGACUUCUUGCAGGGGAGCCACAGACAGAUUGCAGCGUGGCAGCAGUUGGUCUUAGCUGUUCUGUGGUUGCUGGCAGGCUCUGGUUGCCUGGGGGGAGGCUGAAACCUGCAGGAGUUAGACCCAGGCUGCUCCGCAUGCACCCCCUGCCCUCUCCACCACCUCUGCAGAGUCUUGCAUUACAAGCACCUCGUAAGGAACGAAGCAUCAGGAGAAGGCGUGAGGUUUUGAAACCAGGAGGAGGAGGAGGAGGAGGAGGGCCUGUGCAUUUGGUGGGUUCUGUCCUAGUUAAGCAGUAAGCUGAAUAUACAAAAAAAACCCCAAACCA
Messenger RNA from Heteronotia binoei (common prickly gecko), 2933 nucleotides. It is a transcript of the gene COG8, whose product is annotated as component of oligomeric golgi complex 8. The record is from RefSeq and is a predicted model, not a curated record. Gene Ontology annotation, molecular function: peptide deformylase activity. Gene Ontology annotation, biological process: intra-Golgi vesicle-mediated transport. Bases 1 to 2508 code for a protein of 835 amino acids. Gene Ontology annotation, cellular component: COG complex. The transcript is spliced from 7 exons. NCBI's taxonomy places the organism in Eukaryota, Metazoa, Chordata, Lepidosauria, Squamata, Gekkonidae.